Haemonchus placei is the source of this 387-nucleotide messenger RNA. The record is from the annotation of a GenBank genome assembly. NCBI's taxonomy places the organism in Eukaryota, Metazoa, Nematoda, Chromadorea, Rhabditida, Trichostrongylidae.
AUGCAAAUCUUCGUAAAGACUCUUACGGGAAAAACUAUCACCCUCGAGGUUGAGGCCUCUGAUACUAUCGAGAAUGUAAAGGCCAAGAUUCAGGAUAAGGAAGGAAUUCCGCCUGAUCAGCAGCGACUUAUCUUCGCAGGAAAGCAGCUAGAGGACGGUCGCACUCUGUCCGACUACAACAUCCAGAAGGAAUCGACCCUUCACCUCGUUCUUCGCCUUCGUGGAGGUAUCAUCGAGCCUUCUCUCCGCCAGUUGGCUCAGAAGUAUAACUGUGACAAGCAGAUCUGCCGAAAGUGCUAUGCUCGCCUGCCUCCUCGUGCCUCCAACUGCAGAAAGAAGAAGUGCGGUCAUUCAAAUGAUCUCCGCAUCAAGAAGAAGCUGAAGUAA